AUGGAGCAUAGGGUUGACCACAUCCAGCCAGAACAUGGACGAAAUCUACACCCUGUCAAUGCUUUAAAUGACAUGGGGGCACUACAGAGAAUGAUCAGGGAGGUGAUGGAGCCUGAAGCCAGAAAAGGAGAGAGGCCCACCUACAGAAAGCCUUAUCCGACUUAUAUUGAUCAAAUACCUCUAUCCCCGGGUUUCAAGGUGCCAAACUUCACCUUGCUCAAUGGAGAAGAUCACCAUGCUUCAUCAGUUGAGCGUAUAGGCAGGUUCUCUGUCCAGUGCAUAGCCAUAGAAAAUAACCCUCUGUUAAAGCUAAGGCUUUUUGGAAAUUCUCUCUCUGGACAAGCUUUCACCUGGUACACCAGUCUACCAGCCAAUUCCGUUCAAACUUGGGAUUAG
Messenger RNA from Prunus armeniaca (apricot), 396 nucleotides. Lineage: Eukaryota; Viridiplantae; Streptophyta; Magnoliopsida; Rosales; Rosaceae. The record is from the annotation of a GenBank genome assembly.